UGCUAGGGUUUAUAUUUUAAUUGCCGCUCGCAGCUUCCCCUGUCCAAGCUCAGAAGACCCUCGGCGCCGCAGCAGAACUCCGUCCAGCAGCCAUGGGGAAGACACGUGGAAUGGGAGCAGCUCGCAAGCUGAAGACCCACCGCAGGAGGCAAAGGUGGGCUGACAAGGCUUACAAGAAAUCUAACUUGGGUAAUGAGUGGAAGAAGCCAUUUGCUGGUUCUUCCCAUGCCAAGGGCAUUGUUCUGGAAAAGAUUGGUAUUGAAGCCAAACAGCCCAAUUCUGCUAUCCGUAAGUGUGCUAGAGUGCAGCUCAUCAAGAACGGAAAGAAGAUUGCUGCCUUUGUUCCUAAUGAUGGUUGCUUGAAUUACAUUGAGGAAAAUGAUGAAGUGCUCAUUGCUGGAUUUGGUCGUAAGGGUCAUGCCGUGGGAGAUAUUCCUGGUGUCCGUUUCAAGGUUGUGAAGGUCUCUGGUGUCUCCCUUCUGGCUCUAUUCAAGGAGAAGAAGGAGAAGCCAAGGUCUUAAGUUAUCAAUGGACAUCUCUAGUUUUUUGCUGUAGUUUUCAUUGUGUUAUUGUUUCCGAAACAACUGUGGAAUGGUUGUCGUUCUUGUCCUAGUGCACCUGCUGAGCCGACUUCUGGUUAUUGUAUGGAGGAACCUUCAAAAAUUUUGCAAUCUUAUAUGUUGGAAGUCUUUCACAUUCUGAGCUCUGUAGAUUUUCUACAUUCUCGUUUCAUCGCCGUGAGUCAUAAA
Molecule: messenger RNA, 749 nt
Organism: Linum tenue
Lineage: Eukaryota; Viridiplantae; Streptophyta; Magnoliopsida; Malpighiales; Linaceae
Source: the annotation of a GenBank genome assembly